This is a messenger RNA of Anarrhichthys ocellatus (wolf-eel), 777 nucleotides long. RefSeq names its product semaphorin-6D-like. Gene Ontology annotation, biological process: axon guidance; neural crest cell migration; semaphorin-plexin signaling pathway. NCBI's taxonomy places the organism in Eukaryota, Metazoa, Chordata, Actinopteri, Perciformes, Anarhichadidae. Gene Ontology annotation, cellular component: plasma membrane. The annotation marks the transcript as partial. Gene Ontology annotation, molecular function: chemorepellent activity; semaphorin receptor binding. The record is from RefSeq and is a predicted model, not a curated record. The transcript has 6 exons.
CGUCUCUUGACAUUAAAGUGUCCGUGUUGCUGUUUGUCAGGAGGAGAUUUCUACUCGGCCACCAUGACGGACUUCCUGGCCAGCGACGCCGUCCUCUACAGGAGUCUGGGAGACGGCCGGCCCGUCCUCAGGACCGUCAAGUACGACUCCAAGUGGCUCAGAGAGCCUCACUUCCUGCACGCCAUCGACUACGGUAACUACGUCUACUUCUUCCUCAGUGAGAUCGCAGUGGAGUACACCGCCCUGGGAAAGGUGGUGUUCUCUCGAGUCGCCCGGGUCUGUAAGAACGAUAACGGAGGUUCACCCAGAGUUCUGGAGAGAUACUGGACGUCCUUCCUUAAGGCCCGUCUCAACUGCUCUGUCUCCGGAGACUCCUUCUUCUACUUCGACAUCCUCCAGUCUCUCACCAACGUGCUGCAGAUCAACCAGAGACCUGCUGUGGUCGGCGUCUUCACCACUCAGGCCAACAGCAUCCCCGGCUCGGCCGUCUGUGCGUUCUACAUGGACGACAUCGAGAAGGUCUUCAACGGGAAGUUCAAGGAGCAGCGGACCAGCGACUCGUCCUGGACUCCAGUUCCUGACGAGCAGGUUCCCAGACCCAGACCCGGUUCUUGUGCAGGUGACGGUCCGGCUGCAGAAUUCACGUCGUCAGUUCAGUUCCCCGACGAGACGCUGACGUUUAUCAAGUCCUAUCCUCUGAUGGACGAAGCGGUUCCCUCCGUCAACGACCGGCCCUGCUUCACCAGGACCUCCAGCAGGUAAUGAAGCCGUCCCGUA